Messenger RNA from Porites evermanni, 563 nucleotides. NCBI's taxonomy places the organism in Eukaryota, Metazoa, Cnidaria, Anthozoa, Scleractinia, Poritidae. The record is from the annotation of a GenBank genome assembly.
AUGAUAUCUGUGCCAGAUUGGAUGUUGCUUGUUUGUAAGCUGGAAUCAACAAUAUCUGACGAUUCCUGGCAGAUGAUCUUAAAUCAGACUCGACUUGGAAAAAGCGGGGUGAGUUAGCCACCGACUAUUUUUUGUGUUGCUGUUGUUGUUGUUGUUGUUUCCUUUAAGCUUGCUAGAACUAUCAAGUAAUCCUCCUAACCGUAAAUGAAUUGUGGUCUACGCCAUUCAAAUAUCUACUCCCAUUCCCCCCCAUUAUGGACAAGAUUUUCUGAUGGGGAGGGGGGGAGGGUGCUUUGAAAGUCAUUUGCGAGGGGAUUGACUGUGACGGUACCUUUGAUCUUUGGAAUAUUACUGAGGGGUGUAUGAAAAAUUGGCUAUUUCUGUGGAGGGAGGCAGGGUUACUGUACAUGUGUCAGUACCUAAAUUGAUCUUUUUUUCUUUUCUUUUAGAACUCAUCAGACACUCCAAUCUUGCUUUCCAAAAGCAACAUAAAGGAACUUCGGUCUAUGCUGUUUGAUAAAGUUCGAAGCCUCUUUGACAUCACUCAAAUACAAGAUUUCCCU